Messenger RNA from Oryza brachyantha (malo sina), 621 nucleotides. RefSeq lists its product as uncharacterized. NCBI's taxonomy places the organism in Eukaryota, Viridiplantae, Streptophyta, Magnoliopsida, Poales, Poaceae. Bases 1 to 438 code for a protein of 145 amino acids. The record is from RefSeq and is a predicted model, not a curated record. The transcript is spliced from 3 exons.
AUGAACAAAUUGGUCGUUUGCGAGUUAAGUGUUUUUGGGAUAAUUGACUGGGCAAUCAGACCACAGCUAUAUGGGUGGUCAGACUGUUGGGACACCUACGGUCAGACCGCAGAGCAUCUACCAAGCAAAAUCAUGAGCCCUGCACGAGCAAAUCUUGUUGUACUAGUUGGCAUGGCAUUCCUCUUCAUAGGAAUUGUAGUUGGUAAUGCAGCUAGAGGGAAUAAUCCAGGAGCAGAUUUUGUUCUUGGUAGAAUGAAUGGUCAUAAUCCUACUGCUAAUGGUGCAAAUACCCACGCAAUCAGCAGGGAUAUGAACAAAGGGGAGAACUCAAUCGCAGGCCAUUCUAGUGAGAGAAAACUUGCAGCCAACACAGAUGGAGCACGCACUGAAAGCCUUGAUUGGUAUUGCAAGUUCACAGGGAAGAAACCCUGUCCUUAGAAUUUAUCCAAUCAGUCCAGUCCUUGAGAAAUGCGGUGGCCUUCGUUACGUAUCUCAUUAUACUAAUGUCUAAAGAAAUAAAUCUCUUGGACAUUUGGAUUGUAAGGCAUGUAUCCUGCAUUUGCACAAGGAGACUUCCUUCUAGUAUUGCAAAUGGAAAAUAAUAAAAUAAUCAAUGGUAGU